GCUCCCCGGGGCAUGGGGCGCGCCGCGGCCGCUUGAUCGCGGGCCCGGCCCGGCCGCCCGAGCGCGGCCCCGAACUGGGGAGGGAAACGCGUUCCCGAGGUGCGGCGCGCGCGGGAGGGCCCGGCCGAGGACUGGAGAUGUCCCGUCGGGGCCGCCUCCUGCUCACCUACCUGGUCCCGGCCCUGCUGCUCCACGGGCUGGGAGAGGGUUCUGCCCUCCUUCAUCCAGACAGCAGAUCCCAUCCGAGGUCCUUAGAGAAAAGUGCCUGGAGGGCUUUCAAGGAAUCACAGUGUCACCACAUGCUCAAGCAUCUCCACAAUGGUGCAAGGAUCACUGUGCAGAUGCCACCUGCAAUCGAGGGCCACUGGGUGUCUACUGGCUGUGAAGUCAGGUCAGGCCCAGAGUUCAUCACAAGGUCGUACAGAUUCUAUCCUAACAAUACCUUCAAGGCCUACCAGUUCUAUUAUGGGGGCAACCGCUGUACAAGCCCCACCUACACGCUCAUCAUCCGGGGCAAGAUCCGCCUGCGCCAGGCCUCCUGGAUCAUCCGUGGGGGCACCGAGGCCGACUACCAGCUCCACAAUGUCCAGGUCAUCUGCCACACGGAGGCAGUAGCUGAGCGGCUCAGCCGGCUGGUGAACCGUACCUGCCCGGGGUUUGUCCCCAUGGGCGGGGCCUGGGCCCAGGACGUGCCCUAUGACCUGUGGCGGGAGGAGAACGGCUGUGAGUGCACCAAGGCAGUGAACUUCGCCAUGCACGAACUGCAGCUCAUCCGCGUGGAGAAGCAGUACCUGCAGCAUGACCUCGACCGCCUGGUGGAGGAGCUCUUCCUGGGCGACAUCCACACCGACGCUGCCCAGAGGAUGUUCUACCGGCCAUCCAGCUACCAGCCCCCGCUGCAGAAUGCCAAGAACCACGACCACACCUGCAUUGCGUGCCGCAUCAUCCACCGCUCCGAUGAGCACCACCCGCCCCUGCUGCCCCCCAAGGCCGACCUGACUGUGGGGCUGCACGGAGAGUGGGUGAGCCAGCGCUGCGAGGUGCGGCCCGAAGUCCUCUUCCUCACCCGCCACUUCAUCUUCCACGACAACAACAACACCUGGGAGGGCCACUACUACCACUACUCAGACCCCGUGUGCAAGCACCCCACCUUCACCAUCUACGCCAAGGGCCGCUACAGCCGGGGCGUGCACUCAGCCAAGGUCAUGGGUGGCACGGAGUUUGUGUUCAAAGUGAAUCACAUGAAGGUGACCCCCAUGGACGCGGCCACAGCCUCGCUCCUUAACGUCUUCAACGGGAACGAGUGUGGUGCAGAGGGUUCCUGGCAGGUGGGUGUCCAGCAGGACGUGACCCACACCAAUGGCUGCGUGGCGCUGGGCAUCAAACUACCUCACACAGAGUACGAGAUCUUCAAGAUGGAGCAGGAUGGCCGGGGCCGCUACCUGCUCUUCAAUGGCCAGAGGCCCAGUGACGGCUCGAGCCCUGACAGGCCGGAGAAGAGGGCCACGUCCUAUCAGAUGCCCUUGGUGCAGUGCGCCUCCUCUGCACCCAGAGCCGACUUCACUGAAGACCAGCGUGGGCCCCGGGAUGGCAGCUGGGCCCCUGGGGGCGACACUGGCCCUCGGCUCCUGGCUCUGCAGGCUGGAAUUUUGACUCUGUUGCACUGGAACAUCUUCAGAUAGAAGUUUGCGUAUGAUUCUUUAUUUUUCCAAACCAGGACUCCUUCCAAGGGACAAGUUCUCCUAAUGGGAAGAAAGGAUACUUAUUUUUCUGAUGCACUUGAACGCCUGAAAACUGUCUGCUUUUCUCCAGUGCUUUGACCCCUGUCAGCCCGAGUCUUGCACAGCUUGUUUUCAAAGUCUCUGCUUUGAACUCCGUCCUGUUGUAUCUCUGUCCCGAGCGCCUUUAGGAUAGUAAGUUGCACUUUAAGGCUGCAGAAGGCCUGGGGCCAGUGUGGUGAGUGGAGGGAGUAGGGGGAGAGCUCUGUCCCCUUCCUUUCUUCCCCUGAAUUAUUAUUGUAUUUCUGAGUUGAACUUGGAAAAGCAGAAAUCAAGCUGUCGCUGUCCCUGCCACUCUGCUGCCUUCCUCGGAAACUGUUGUACUGUCUUAGAUUUUCUUGGAUUCCAGUGCCAAGUGGAUUUGGACACGCCAUCCAGCUGCCUUUCACUAAUUAAAAAGAGAGUCAAGUGUAGAUAUUGUACAUAAGAAAAGACACAAAGCUCCCUCUCAUCCCCUGACAGCCUUCCUGCCGACAAGGAGAAAAUGGAGAUUGGGGAAUGUUGUAGAAAAGUGUCUGUCAUUGAAACUUCAAAGGAAUUUAAACUUAUGGUGGUUUUCACUUGGUGGCAAAGGAAAUAUUUGUCAUAUGCUCGUUUGGGAUGAUUGGGGAAUACAGGAGCACUGCUUACCUACCCAGCAGACCUAUGAUCAAGCAGAUAGAGGCAGAAUUGCACAGAAUGGUGACAGCAAGUUCAAUGUGAAUGAAUGAUGAAGUGCCUGUUCAUUUCACAAGUUCCUCUUCAGAGGGUACUUGUCUUGGCUCACAUAGCAUCAGGGGCUAGCGGACAGCUUCAUGCUGGCCUUUUUCUCUCCAAAGAUGAAGAAAGACCACACUUGGUGUGUAAGCACUAGACUGUCCAAACAGCACAAGCAGCAGAGCUGGGUGCGCUGUGAGACCUUCAGCCUGUUUGAACCCCAGGCACUGUGCCAAGCCCCUCUCCCAAGACCUGCCAGUUUGACUUGGCUUUUGUCCUGCUGUGUGCCUUGGCUCUGUCAUGCAGUACAACUCAGGGGCAUCUUACAUGGUCUUGGAGCUUUUUCCACACAGACUUUUCUAGGGCUCAUGCUUUAUAUCCCUGAGUCACGCCCAGGAGUCAUGUCUAGUGUGGUGUAAUCAUGCAACGAUGCCAGACACCAAGUGUCACUGUUGCUAGUGGACACCAAGGAAGGGACCCAAGGGUAACCAAAAGCCCAGAUGUUGCCCAUAGCAAGCAUGGAAACCAUGAUCAAGGUCAAAAGUCAGAGCUGUAUUGAAGAAUUCACUUUAUGAAAUGCUUGCAGCAUUCAGAGUGGUGUUAAGUUAUAAGGAUGGCAUGGAAUACCAGAGUGCUUUAUCUUUAGAUUAUAUUGUAAGUUGUGGUGCAUACUGAGGGGGGUUAUUCAAAUGGAAAUACUAACUUAAUGUCUGCCAAGUUUAAUAAACAAAGAUGUCAAAAUACUCCCAUAAAAAAGUACAUUUUACCUGUGGAUCUAUUUAAUACUAAUUUUGUCUUUAAAGGAUAUAAUAAAAUUAUAUGAAAAACUA
This is a messenger RNA of Sorex araneus (European shrew), 3304 nucleotides long. RefSeq names its product APC down-regulated 1 (gene APCDD1). Gene Ontology annotation, cellular component: plasma membrane. Gene Ontology annotation, biological process: negative regulation of Wnt signaling pathway. The record is from RefSeq and is a predicted model, not a curated record. The transcript has 5 exons. The coding region runs from base 138 to 1682 and encodes 514 amino acids. NCBI's taxonomy places the organism in Eukaryota, Metazoa, Chordata, Mammalia, Eulipotyphla, Soricidae. Gene Ontology annotation, molecular function: Wnt-protein binding.